UCGAAGCGGCGCUGAGGCUCUUCUCGUGGCCGGGAGUUGUCCUCAUUCCGGGCUGGUGUACGUACGCGAACGCGAGCACACGCGCCGGAGAGAGAAAUGCUGCGCGCUUCACGGUUCCUGGUCUCGCCGCGCGACACACGCGCUCCGUGAGCGCCUGGUCGACGUCCACGUACUUCUGUGCGCGUUAACCUUUCCCCGAGUGAGACUGCCACUGCAGUGAGUGUCCAGACACGCGUAUCUGUCACGGCCUGGAGUGUGGCGGGAGUGAAGGUCUCGAGCGCGCGUGUUGGACUCAAAAAGGAAAGUCUGCGCUCCCAUGAAACGUCCGGUCGACGCUGAGAAAGGCUCUCGACGCGCGCGGAAGUUGAACGAAGGGUCACGUCACUGGUGAGCUCGCGUAGACAACGCUUGCAUCUGCUGUCUUCUGAACGUGCUGUAGGAGAAAGUUUGCGCGGCUGAACGCGUCGGGGCGCCAACGAGCUGUGCGGUCCCCCAAAGUAUCCGGACAGGUGUUGUUUUAGAAGGUUGUGUGCCCGUUUCGCCUGCCUCCUUUUAUAGACAGAUAUUCCAAGGUCGUAAACAAGCCUGUCUGCUGCGUGCGAUUACAAACGGAGACAACGCCCUCGUCCAAUAUGGAACUCUCUUAGGGCAACCCCAAAGGCCCGGACGCGUCACACGACGUGGGAAGUAGCCGCUUCGCAGGAGUUUGCUGUCCAUGUUGUGCUUCUGUUCGUGGGACUGCGGUAACUACCAGUAACACGUAACUGCCAAAUUACAAGCGAACUGCCUGGAAGAUCGUGUGUGUAUGUGGUACCAAGACUUGUUGAUGAUACUCAGGACCGUGUUCUGAGAUCCGUGGGUGGCUUCCGUGUGACGUGACGGGCGUGUGAGUUCGGCAGAGUAGAAGCAAGUGACGUCACGUCGACCAUGUCUCGCAAACUACAGAAGUUCCUCGUCCUCUUGGACAACGAAAGCCUGCUAUACUUUCCCGGCUCCUUCCUAUCGGGAAAGGUUGUGGUGGAGCUGGAUGAAGAGAUACCUGUCACAGGCCUGUACUUCCACAUUGUCGGAGAAGGCGUGGUGCGGCUCACGGACAAGUCCAAAGUGAACACGUCGGACCGGGAGAACUACAUCGACUUCCGCAUGCGGCUGCUCGGCGAAAACACGCCCAAAGGCUCACCCGCUAGAGUGGUGUUCCUAUCUCCGGGCGUGCACUCGUUCCCGUUCAAGCUGGGCCUUCCGCUAGGACUACCCUCCACGUUCUUGGGCAAGCACGGCUGGGUGCAGUACUUCUGCAAGGCGGCUCUCAAGGAGCCCAGCGGCCUGACACACAAGAACCAGCAGGUCUUCAUCGUCAUGAGCCCCAUCGACCUGAAUCUCGAGCCAAACUUGCUGACGCAACCGUUUCACUGCGAGGUGGAGGAGAGCCUGGGCAUGGCGUGCUUCUCGUCAGGCCGGCUGUCGUGUCGUGUGAGGCUCGACAAGGGCGGCUACGUGCCGGGCGAAAGCAUCUGCAUCUUCGCCAGCAUUGAGAACAACACGCGCGUCUCCAUACGCAAGACCAGGGCCGUGCUCACCGAGACGAUCCAGUACACGGCCAAGAACAAGGUCGUGCAGGCUGAGACGCGCGAGCUCGCCUUCCUGGAGAAAGGCCGCAUCGAGGCCGGCACCACGGACCAGUGGCGGAACGAGAUGCUCUACAUCCCGCCCAUACCGCCCACAAACCUGCGUGGCUGCCACCUCAUACGGAUCCAGUACGACGUCUACUUCAUCAUCUCGCCCAAGGGACCCGGCAAGGAGAUUCGCCUGCAGCUGCCAAUCAUGAUGGCCACCUACCCGAUUCGCAACAGCGACGGCACCCUGCAGCGCAAGAAGGGCACCCACUACCCGACCGUGCUGCCCGUCUUCAGGCCGUGGCUGAAUACGGACAAGUUCAAGACGUAGCCAGACAUCGCGUCUGCGUAUAUUUUCAGAAUCUCCGGAUAGCCUUCGAAUCUCCAGCAGCUAUUCCUUCUGCGUCCGCGGAGGAGUGUAAGCUCGGCAUCGGCGAGCAUCGUAGUUGCCCGAUAAGACAUCUUUUCGCAACUGCUGUCUGCUCCGUAGAUUUAAUCACGGUGCCCUUGUCCUUGCGAUCGGCACGAGCUUCGAUAUACACUGUAUCCAGUUCCGGGGAUUGACCAACGGUAAAUUACGUUCAGGAACAGUGCAUUCGCAAAACGACAGUGCCAGUGCCGGUUCCUUGUUAACUAAGGAAAUCUCCGACCGAGUUGAAGCUUCUGUCAUCCACAUUUUCUCCUCUCCGUAUAAAGAAGAGAGAGAGAUAGAAACAGGAAAGAAAACAGAGUGAGCCUUGUAUAUAUUUGGGCUUAACCAAAUAUUUGUUGGUGCCAGCUACACAAUAAAAGUCAGAUAAAACGAUAUACAAUAUACAUAUAUAACAAAGUUUGGCCCAAAAAAUAGUUUACCAUGAUAUUAAUUAAGAACUGUAGUGUCUAGCUUACCAUAUUUCUCGUAAAGCAAAGCGGCAAAAUCCAAUAAUAAUUUUUGUUUCCUCUGAUCGCCGGGAGGUGACUUUUCUUUACAAUAUAUUUCAAAAAAGAAAGUGAUUUGAAGCCGUACGAAUAGAUGUGCUGCCAAAACUGAUUUUUAAAAUUCGCCUAGUAAGAACACACCAACUUGUCUUCGUACUUACGAGACUACAUUAUUUUUUCCAAAGCCAGAUGUAUUAGCACUCAAAUCCAAAUCUGACAUUCCCACGGCUGAGUUGACAUUUUUGAAUGUUUGAAAAGAAGGCUUCUAUCCAUAGAUUCUAGACUAAGCUUUACGAGCAUCUAUGACGAUGUUCAUGUUAAUGUGAGCGUGUGUUCGUUACGAAUAAGAGUAAUUUAAUUAACAAAAGCGUGAACUAUAUAAUAUACUGUAUAGCGUUCCAUUUUUACAAGUGUGCGUGCCUAGGUACAAACGUUUUGUAACCACGGCAACCAGCAACGACAAUAUAUUAUACAAAGUAUGCUAUACGGCGUGAAAGUUUCCGGCUAUAUGUGCCAAAGCGAUCAUCGAGCCCUUGCGGUACUUAUGAGAAGUUGUGUGUCAUUCCUUUUUCUUUCUUUUGUUUUCUGCACAGUACGUGACUUGUGCUGUUCAUAGAUGAAGCUUAUGUGAAAACAACAAUUUUUGCACUUUGUUUGUUCUGUCGAUCCUAAUCUAAAAACUUCAGCUCUAGUGUAGUAUUAAAAUAUAUUCGCCGCACAAAGUUGUUUCGACAACAACGGUGCGACCCAUAUGCGCUCAAGGCGGCUUGUUAUUACGUUGUAACCCUAUAGAGUUCCAUUUCUAAGCAGCGGUACCAUUUACGUUACGUAGGCAUAUGAAGCGGUCACUAACACAAUAGUUGUUUGCGAAUCGGAAGUUAAGCUGGCAGACUUAAGGUUCGCUGCUUUGUUCUUUGUGAUCACGUGUACCUUGCCAUCAAAUAUGAAGGAACAGGUACUUUCCCGUGCAUCGCCACAGACAGUUCUUUCCUUGCGAACAUCUUUGCGUUGCGCGUCAUUUAAAAUGCGUGAUCUGAAAUGCAAGAUUACAUCUAAACUAACAACUUGGUUUCGUUACACGGCGGCUUAGUUUAAAACGAGCCUAAAGAGAAGCACAACACCAAUUUAUGGUAGCAACAUAUUCUUCCAAAACUUUAUUUCAAUUACAUAAACAGGAAAAAGCGUUUAUUAUUAGCAGUGAAAAUUAAGUGCAUACUCCUGCUACGCCCGUGAACUUCAUGCCCGUGAACUUCAUGCCCAGAGGAAUCGAUGGUGUUAGUGUGACGUCAGAGAUUUCACUGUUUUUGUACAUUUCAGCCGUUCUAGUGCUAGAAGAAGUUGGCAGCUUGAGCCCUUGGGCACUUUCGACUGCUGCGUAAAUUUACUUCAUUGCUUUACACUCAUCUGGCACCAAGUAGGCGCUUUCAAAACACGUGACAUUACGGGGAUUUAUUACAGGAUUUUCGAAGUGUCGUAACAACUCUCCUUUUAUUCUUGCGUAAUUUGUGACUUACUAAGCCUCUACUCACGGUAAGAUUUUCAGAAGUGCUAUCUACCAACAUAUAUUGCUUAAGAUUUUGCUUUAGUGUUCUUGUGACACAGUACGCCGUACGAGCGACUG
Messenger RNA from Dermacentor andersoni, 4152 nucleotides. RefSeq names its product arrestin family protein Vdup1 (gene Vdup1). Gene Ontology annotation, cellular component: cytoplasm. Gene Ontology annotation, biological process: protein transport. NCBI's taxonomy places the organism in Eukaryota, Metazoa, Arthropoda, Arachnida, Ixodida, Ixodidae. The record is from RefSeq and is a predicted model, not a curated record.